Ilyonectria robusta is the source of this 1023-nucleotide messenger RNA. RefSeq lists its product as uncharacterized. The transcript is spliced from 2 exons. The coding region runs from base 1 to 1023 and encodes 340 amino acids. The record is from RefSeq and is a predicted model, not a curated record. NCBI's taxonomy places the organism in Eukaryota, Fungi, Ascomycota, Sordariomycetes, Hypocreales, Nectriaceae.
AUGACAGGCCUAGCCAGACCAGCCCAGCCAGACCAGCCCCAGCCAAAGCAGGCAGGCGGCGCCAAAUUGACCCAAUUUCCUCCUCCCCCCCCCUCCCUCAUGCUCUCCAGCCUCCGCCCUCUCCGCCUCGCCGCUGGCCGCUUGCGCUGUGACGCCUGGGUUUCGCCGGAGCAGAAGCCCGUGGAAACACGCCCCCCAGGCGAUCCAGGCGUCCCAGGCGACCCCGGGGCGGGCCACUUUUACCCGCCGAGGUCCCUCGACUGGAAUGGUCUGUCCGGACCCGGGGGGCUCCAUGGAGGAGGCAAAGGCCGCGAGGCUCCGAAAGCGGUGGAGGCGACGCCGAUGGCUGAGGGUCUGGGACGUAUGUAUGCCACAGACUCACUAUGUCUUGGGUCAGUCUGGGGUCUCGGGUCGCAGACUCGCAGGGCCUCGGGCUCUUAUCGCGCAGGUGCAGCCAGCAGGGACCGUGAUGUCUCUGGCGCGGCUGGCGCUCUUCUGGCCGUCGUCCACGUAGACGGUUCCCUGCCUGGCUGCUCUGGGCUCUGGGCUCGUCUGGAACUAGUGCUGCCGCCUGGCUUGGACGUGCUUGGAUGUGCUUGGGCGUGCUUGGUCGUGCCGCCGGGCCUGGCGGUUCCCGGGUCUCCCAUGUCGCAGUCGAUUGACGGGGCCCCCAUGCGCUGGGAUCGCCCCCCAACAAGUCGGUUCGUGCUGGUUCGUGCUGCGCUCGGCAUGCUGCAUCUUCGGCAGCCAAUCGAUCCCAGCAUGUCUCCAGACGCCCAGACCUGCCUUUGUUGUCGCUCACAUCUAGACAAACAGGGCCAGCCCAGCCUGGAUGCGCCUGGAUGCCGCGGCCAUCCCACCCUCGCAGCGCCCAGCGCCAACGCCGCGACUCAGGCGCCUACAUGCAACGGCGCCAUCUACGGCCAGUUUCCGUUGCGUUUGCCCAUGAGUAACCGAUGCGCUCAUGGCAAGUGGACGGAUGUGGGGGGUAUUUGUCUGCGAAGAAUGACGCGAGAGCCAUGA